Molecule: messenger RNA, 612 nt
Organism: Postia placenta MAD-698-R-SB12
Lineage: Eukaryota; Fungi; Basidiomycota; Agaricomycetes; Polyporales; Adustoporiaceae
Exons: 2
Coding region: 1-612 (203 amino acids)
Source: RefSeq, a predicted model, not a curated record
AUGCGUUCCUACGUCGCUCUCGCUCUCCUCGCCGUCGUCGCUGCCCCGGCCCUCGCCCGCCCAAUCGAGCCUGCCGCUGCUGCCGGUAGCGAGGCGGUGAACUGGAAGAAGGUCGGCGAUAUUGCGGGCGAUGUUGGAAAGGGCGUCUUUGACGUACUCAAGUUCCUCAAGCGCGAGGACCAGCAACUGCUCGCGCGCGCGAUCGAGAACGAGCUCUACAUGCGUACGGUCCCCGCCGCAGCGGCGGGCAGCGAAGCCGUGAACUGGAAGAAGGUCGGCGAUAUUGCGGGCGAUGUUGGGAAGGGCGUCUUGGACGUGCUCAAGUUCCUGAAGCGCGAGGAUCCCCUGCUCGCACGUGAAUUCCAAGCCGAGCUCUACGCACGGGGCUUCGACGAGGAUGCGCUCCUCGCGCGGUCGUUUGGCGAGGAUGAGCUCUACGCCCGCUCGUUCGACGACGAGCUCUAUGCGCGCACGGUGCCGGCUGCUGCCGUAGGCAGCGAGGCCGUCAACUGGAAAAAGGUUGGCCAUGUUGCAGGAGACGUUGGCAAGGGCCUCCUGGACGUGUUGAAAUUCCUUCGCCGGGACGGCAUGGAGAUCGACAUACUCGACUGA